AUGUCACCAACUCAUGCUAUAACUUUGGAUGAAGUUGAAUUAAAACCUUUUAAAGAUAAUCACAGAUAUCAGGCAACUAAUCCAUACUGGUUAUUACGUAUUUAUAGAAUCAAAAGAGUCAUUAUUAGAAGAAAUCCACUACAUCUGAUCUUAUAUUAUCUCAAGAAUGAACCUAUUGAAUCAACUGCUCAUUUGAUGGAACGAAAUCCUAAAUGA
Funneliformis geosporum is the source of this 216-nucleotide messenger RNA. The record is from the annotation of a GenBank genome assembly. Lineage: Eukaryota; Fungi; Glomeromycota; Glomeromycetes; Glomerales; Glomeraceae.